UCGGGACUCCCGGGAAGUGGACUGGCAGGGGAGGGGGCGAGCUAGCUGUAGCUCCGGACCGAGGAGACCCCGGUGUGAGGCGGCCUCUCAGCGCCGGGUGGGCUGGUGAGCCGACUCGGCGGCGGAGGAGUCUGUAAGGAACGCGUGGGCUAGGGACCGGCACAGAGGCCGGCACAGAGAAACCAUGGCCCCGCAGAACCUGGGCACCUUCUGCCUGUUGCUGCUGUACCUCCUCGGGGCCGUGAUCGCCGGGCGAGAUUUCUAUAAGAUCUUGGGGGUGCCUCGAAGUGCAUCUAUAAAAGACAUUAAAAAGGCCUACAGGAAACUGGCCCUACAGCUUCACCCUGACCGGAACCCCGAUGAUCCUCGAGCUCAGGAGAAAUUCCAGGAUCUAGGUGCUGCUUAUGAGGUUCUGUCAGACAGUGAGAAAAGGAAACAAUAUGAUACUUAUGGUGAAGAGGGAUUAAAAGAUGGGCAUCAGAGCUCCCAUGGAGACAUUUUUUCACACUUCUUUGGAGAUUUUGGUUUCAUGUUUGGAGGAACCCCUCGUCAGCAAGACAGAAAUAUUCCAAGAGGAAGUGAUAUUAUUGUAGAUUUGGAAGUUACUUUGGAAGAAGUAUAUGCGGGAAAUUUUGUGGAAGUAGUUAGAAACAAACCUGUGGCAAGGCAGGCUCCUGGCAAACGAAAAUGCAACUGCCGGCAGGAGAUGCGGACUACCCAGCUGGGCCCGGGGCGCUUCCAAAUGACCCAAGAGGUGGUCUGUGAUGAAUGCCCUAAUGUCAAACUAGUGAAUGAAGAACGAACGCUGGAGGUAGAAAUAGAACCUGGGGUGAGAGAUGGCAUGGAGUAUCCCUUUAUUGGGGAAGGUGAGCCUCACGUGGAUGGAGAGCCAGGAGACCUGCGGUUCCGAAUCAAAGUUGUCAAGCACCCAAUAUUUGAAAGGAGAGGAGAUGAUUUAUAUACAAACGUGACAAUCUCACUAGUCGAGUCUCUGGUGGGCUUUGAUAUGGAUAUUACUCACUUGGAUGGCCACAAGGUACAUAUUUCCCGGGAUAAGAUCACCAGACCAGGAGCCAAGCUAUGGAAGAAAGGAGAAGGGCUCCCCAACUUUGACAACAACAACAUUAAGGGCUCUUUGAUAAUCACUUUCGAUGUAGAUUUUCCAAAAGAACAGUUAACAGAGGAAGCAAGAGAAGGUAUCAAACAGCUACUGAAACAAGGAUCAGUGCAGAAGGUAUACAAUGGACUGCAAGGAUAUUAAGAGUGAAUAAAAUUGGACUUUGUUUAACAUAAGUGAAUCAGCGAUAUUUAUUAUCAACAGGGG
Molecule: messenger RNA, 1324 nt
Organism: Puma concolor (puma)
Lineage: Eukaryota; Metazoa; Chordata; Mammalia; Carnivora; Felidae
Gene: DNAJB11
Product: DnaJ heat shock protein family (Hsp40) member B11
Biological process (GO): protein folding; protein maturation
Cellular component (GO): endoplasmic reticulum
Molecular function (GO): misfolded protein binding
Source: RefSeq, a predicted model, not a curated record